UUAUUUCCCGCUGUCAGGAUGAGGAGGCGGAGGUCGGAGCUCGGGUCCGUCUCUGCCCGCGACUGUGGCGGCGCCGGCGGCUCAAGCCUUAGCGGUUCCUCCCUGGGCGGCGGCGGCGGCGGCGGCGGCUCGGUCGACGCCUCCCCCGCCAGCUGAGCCCGCGCGGGAGCCCGAGACGCCGCUUCCCCGCCCAUCCCCGCUCCCCGAGGCCGGCCGCCCGGCCAUGGCGCAGCCGGGCCCGGCUCCUGAGCCUGACGUUUCUCUUCAGCAACGGGUAGCAGAAUUGGAAAAAAUUAAUGCAGAAUUUUUACGUGCAAAGCAGCAGCUUGAGCAAGAAUUUAAUCAAAAGAGAGCAAAAUUUAAAGAGUUAUAUUUGGCUAAAGAGGAGGAUCUGAAGAGGCAAAAUGCAGUUUUACAAGCUGCACAAGAUGAUUUGGGACAUCUUCGGACACAGCUGUGGGAAGCCCAAGCAGAGAUGGAAAAUAUCAAGGCCAUUGCCACGGUGUCUGAGAAUACCAAACAAGAAGCUAUAGAUGAAGUGAAAAGACAGUGGAGAGAAGAAGUUGCUUCACUUCAGGCUGUUAUGAAAGAAACAGUUCGUGACUAUGAGCACCAGUUCCACCUUAGGCUGGAGCAGGAGCGAACACAGUGGGCACAGUAUCGAGAAUCUGCAGAGAGGGAAAUAGCUGAUUUAAGGAGAAGGCUGUCUGAAGGUCAAGAGGAGGAAAAUUUAGAAAAUGAAAUGAAAAAGGCCCAAGAGGAUGCUGAAAAACUUCGGUCAGUUGUGAUGCCUAUGGAGAAGGAAAUUGCAGCUUUGAAAGAUAAACUGACAGAGGCUGAGGACAAGAUUAAAGAGCUGGAGGCCUCAAAGGUUAAAGAACUGAAUCAUUAUCUGGAAGCUGAGAAAUCUUGUAGGACUGAUUUAGAAAUGUACGUGGCUGUUUUGAAUACUCAGAAAUCUGUUUUACAGGAAGAUGCUGAGAAACUUCGGAAAGAAUUGCAUGAAGUUUGCCAUCUCUUGGAGCAAGAGCGACAACAACACAACCAGUUGAAACACACGUGGCAGAAGGCCAAUGACCAGUUCCUGGAAUCUCAGCGUUUGCUGAUGAGGGACAUGCAGCGAAUGGAAAUUGUGCUAACUUCAGAACAGCUCCGACAGGUUGAAGAACUGAAGAAGAAAGAUCAGGAGGAAGAUGAACAACAAAGACUUAGUAAGAGAAAGGAUCACAAAAAAACAGAUGUUGAGGAAGAAGUGAAAAUACCAGUAGUGUGUGCUUUAACUCAUGAAGAAUCUUCAGCCCAGUUAUCAAAUGAGGAGGAACAUUUAGAUAGCACCCAUGGUUCAGUCCAUUCUUUAGAUGCAGACUUACUGUUGCCAUCCGGGGAUCCCUUCAGUAAAUCAGACAAUGACGUGUUUAAAGAUGGACUCAGGAGAGCACAGUCUACAGACAGCUUGGGAACCUCAGGCUCACUGCAAUCCAAAGCUUUAGGCUAUAACUACAAAGCCAAAUCUGCUGGGAACCUGGACGAGUCAGAUUUUGGACCAUUGGUGGGAGCAGAUUCGGUGACUGAGAACUUUGAUACUGCCUCCCUUGGGUCACUGCAAAUGCCAAGUGGGUUUAUGUUAACCAAAGAUCAGGAAAGAGCAAUCAAGGCCAUGACACCAGAACAGGAAGAGACGGCAUCCCUCCUGUCUAGUGUCACACAGGGUAUGGAAAGUGCUUACGUGUCUCCCAGUGGUUACCGCUUAGUCAGUGAGACGGAAUGGAAUCUCCUGCAGAAAGAGGUACAUAAUGCUGGAAAUAAACUUGGUAGACGUUGUGAUAUGUGUUCCAAUUAUGAAAAACAGUUACAGGGAAUUCAGAUUCAGGAGGCUGAAACAAGAGACCAGGUGAAAAAACUACAGGUGAUGCUAAGGCAGGCAAAUGACCAGUUAGAGAAGACAAUGAAGGACAAACAGGAACUGGAAGACUUCAUAAAGCAGAGUACUGAAGAUUCAAGCCACCAGAUAUCUGCACUUGUCCUAAGAGCCCAAGCAUCUGAGAUCUUACUUGAAGAGUUACAACAGGGGUUUUCCCAGGCAAAGAGGGAUGUUCAGGAACAGAUGGCAGUGCUGAUGCAGUCACGGGAACAGGUUUCAGAAGAGCUGGUGAGGUUACAGAAAGAUAAUGACAGUCUUCAGGGAAAGCAUAGCUUGCAUGUGUCAUUACAACAAGCAGAAGACUUCAUUCUCCCAGACACUAUAGAGGCACUCCGGGAGUUGGUAUUAAAGUACCGCGACAACAUCGUUAAUGUGCGGACAGCAGCAGAUCACAUGGAAGAAAAGCUGAAGGCUGAAAUACUUUUCCUGAAAGAGCAGAUUCAAGCAGAACAGUGUUUAAAAGAAAAUCUCGAGGAAACUCUGCAGCUAGAAAUAGAAAAUUGCAAGGAAGAAAUAGCUUCCAUUUCUAGCCUAAAAGCUGAAUUAGAAAGAAUAAAAGUAGAAAAAGGACAGCUGGAGUCCACAUUAAGAGAGAAGUCUCAACAGCUUGAGAGCCUUCAGGAGAUGAAAGUCACUCUGGAAGAACAGUUAAAGAAAGAAACUGCUGCUAAGGUUACUGUCGAACAACUAAUGUUUGAAGAGAAGAACAAAGCUCAGAGGUUGCAGACAGAACUAGAUGUCAGUGAACAAGUCCAGAGAGAUUUUGUAAAGCUUUCUCAGACCCUUCAGGUGCAAUUAGAGCGGAUCCGGCAAGCAGACUCCUUGGAGAGAAUCCGGGCAAUUCUGAAUGAUACCAAACUGACAGACAUUAACCAGCUCCCUGAGACAUGACACCCUCAUGGCAGGACUCUAGCCUGCACUUUGGGUUUUUAACUCAUCUUUAGAACAACAUUAAUUAUUAUUUAACUCUUAACUGAAGAAGUCACACACACAAAAAAGGAAGACUGGAGAAAUGCUUAAUUCUAGUGGGAGAAGACUGUGCAGCACAGGAAGAGCAAACAGCCAGGGUAAUUUGCAGCAAAAAGACCUUUCAAAUGGGAACACUAACCAGACUCCAGACUUGAUUCCAGCAAGUGUGGGAUCAGAUUUGGUGAUGGAGAAAGUGCUGUUUCCUUGCCUGGUUUAUCCAACAUUUCCCUACCCUAAAGCACCAUCCCAGUAGUGUUUGAAAUGACAUUUCCUGUUCAUAGAUGUUGGAAGAGAGAAUUUUUUUUUCUGUUGUCUAGAGUUCAUGAGUAACAGUAUUCAGCUAGCAGACAGAGGUGUAGUAUGCCGUAUGAAUAUUUUAUAUUAAAAUAUGACGUUUGAGAGCAGGCCAUUGGCUAGUGACUGUAUUUCCUAGCUCAGUGUAUUUUUUUUUUUUAACCAUUUUAUCUUGUGUUGGAGGACCUUAAAUGCUACUGAAACUUGCCUGAGAACCAUAAGACGGUGGCAAAUACCCAAUUCAAUUGAAUUGGAACUGAAUUAAUUAUGAGAAUUUGAAAACUUGACUGGGCCUAUAUGUAUUGGAAGUUGAGGUUAAAGGAAAAGCACAAGAAACUGUUUGGAAGCACUUUUUCUGCUACCUGGGUAAGUUUCGCGGACCCACAGGUACCAUGGUCAAGCUGAACUGACACCGUCUACUCUUUUGAAAACUGUUUUAGUUUUUAGUUAUUGGAUCAGUGGAAAAAAUAUUAAUAAAACAAGCUAUGUCUGACAACAUCUAGUAUAAA
Hippopotamus amphibius kiboko is the source of this 3693-nucleotide messenger RNA. It is a transcript of the gene RABEP1, whose product is annotated as rabaptin, RAB GTPase binding effector protein 1. Lineage: Eukaryota; Metazoa; Chordata; Mammalia; Artiodactyla; Hippopotamidae. Gene Ontology annotation, molecular function: growth factor activity; GTPase activator activity. Gene Ontology annotation, biological process: endocytosis; Golgi to plasma membrane transport. The transcript has 18 exons. The coding region runs from base 224 to 2812 and encodes 862 amino acids. The record is from RefSeq and is a predicted model, not a curated record. Gene Ontology annotation, cellular component: endosome; endocytic vesicle.